Molecule: messenger RNA, 2301 nt
Organism: Prorocentrum cordatum
Lineage: Eukaryota; Dinophyceae; Prorocentrales; Prorocentraceae
Source: the annotation of a GenBank genome assembly
AGCGAUUUAGGCUCAAUCGUGUUUUUGCGCGGCGAUUCCUCCAGUAGGCUGCAGAAACAUCGGAUGGCGCCAGCUACCAGACAUGCCCAUAGGAUCAGGCAUAAAUAGCCCCCGAGCGUUCCAGAACGCUCACGGAGCGUUUCGAUUCGGGAGCGCUUCGGGAUCGUCGCGGCGCCCAGUACACCCUUCAGACCUGCCAGUUCUCAAAUAUUCCCGAUAUAUACAAAUUUGGGCAGCCUGCCUUCGUCUUCAACUAUUGCGCCGUCAAGGAUACCUGUCGGGCCAGUCCAGAGCCCCGGAUGGGCCUGCUUCGGAUUGGCGCUGGAGCCAGAAGAGGAGGGAUGGAGGAGGGGGAGACGGUGCACAGCUGGCACCCUUCCAGAAGGAGAGGUCCACCGCCGCCCGCGCCGCCAUGCCCGCCGCACUCCUCGUCGAGACCGAGCUCGAGGGCCUCGAGGGUGUGAAGCUCCUGUCGCCGGGAGGAGCCCGUCGGGGAUCGCCUUCGAGCUUACCGAGCAGUUCAAGAGCCCCUCGCGCGCCGACAGGCAGUGCAAGGCCCGCGCGCGCCUGGAGGGCUACCUGCGCACGCCCGCGAAGGAGAAGCCGCCCUAUCAGCCCAACGGAGAGCCCGCUGCCCAGCCUCCUCAGCAGGGGCCGGGCGGCCAAGUUGCAGAUUGAGAACGAGGCGAAGAAGCAGACGGCGGAGCGCGCUGGAACCAAGCAGGCCGAGCGCCUUCGCCGCCUGAACGACGGGCUCAACGAGAAGGCCAGCCUCGCUCUCGAGAAGCGCAAGGAGGUGCUGGCCGAGAACAGCCAGAAGGCGAAGAAGCACAACGCGGCUGUUGAGGGCAAGCUGAAGAAGACCCAGGCUGCCGAGGAGCACCGCCUCGCGGAGCUCAAGGCCAAGCUGGAGCCCAGCAUCGCCCUGGAGAAGCGCAAGGAGGUGCUGGCCGAAAGCAGCCAGAAGGCGAAGAAGCACAAUGCGGCCGUCGAGGACAAGCUCAAGAGAACCCAGGAGGCCGAGGAGCACCGCCUCGCGGAGCUCAAGGCCAAGCUGGAGCCCAGCAUCGCCCUGGAGAAGCGCAAGGAGGUGCUGGCCGAGAGCAGCCAGAGGGCCAAGAAACACAACGAGGCCAUCGCGGAAAAGCUGAAGAGGUUCCAGGAGGCCGACGAGCAUCGCCGCGAAGAGCUGAAGGCCAAGCUCGGCCGCAAGACGGGCUCCAAGGUCAGCGGCAAGGUGUUCUCCGACGGCCUUGGCACAAUUGGCGUCCUUGUCUCUCCAAUGAGUAAGUUCGCGCCCCCCGCCCGCGCUCGCCGCCUCUCCGAGCCGGCAGUGCAUUCCGGCUCAUUCAUCACGGGGGCGGCGGAGAACAGCGCUUGGCCGCGGCUGGUGAGCGCGAUGCUGGUGGCGGCAGAGGUGGCGUGACGCGGCGCGGCCAGUGUGACACGGUCCACCAGCGGGCGCCCGCAAGUUACCCCACCGAGGUUGGCCUGGGCGUAGACCCCUCAGGCCGUACAGCCCUGGUCAGCGGUUCGCGCGAGGCAAGGGGUGAGCGGGGUGGCUUCUUUACGCAACAGGCAUCUAACGUCUUGUUGAACAACAAGACUGAGAUGUUCUGUCGUAGCCUGCCUUGGCACCCCCUUGUACCACCGCCUUGUGCUCGCCGCCGGGCAUGUAUUACCAGGGGACUGAGCGUUUCAACCUUCCUUCGCAAAGCCGGAGUCCGAUGGGCGCGCCACCAUGUCCCCGAGUCUUGACAACGGAAUUCUUUACGCGGAGGCAGGCUUUUGUUGUGUUUUGUCUCUUCUCGUUGGCUCACCCACAGCUCAUCAUAUCUUCAGCCCCCCUUCCUACCACGACUUGUCUUGUUUAAGUAGGUUCCUGCCCACGGAAUGGCCUCAACUCCGUCAUAACUUGGCUUUGGCCCGCACCUUUUAACCUGGACAAUCCUCGGUGAUUGUGUGUACGAUACGAGCUGGCGACGCUGCUGCAGCGGACGUCGGCGCACUUUGGCAGACGUUGUGCGGCAGGGGCCCUGGAGGGUGUCGGAGCAUCGUUGGAGUCCCCCAGAAGUGGAACGAGGAGACGCCCCCUGCCCCAGUCCCUGCCCGGCCUGGCACAGCUGCUGGCCUCCCUCUGUGGAACUAGGCAGCGCAAUCACGGCCGCAUCGAUUGCUGCUUCGGCAGCCGUAGGAAUCUAUUACGCUCACGCAUUGUGGAUUGUGGCGCGCUUCCGCCUCCUUUCGUCCUAGACCCUAUGGUGUCUUCCCUGCGGCCAGAGUUGAAGAGCGAUCGAAUCA